Molecule: messenger RNA, 862 nt
Organism: Striga asiatica
Lineage: Eukaryota; Viridiplantae; Streptophyta; Magnoliopsida; Lamiales; Orobanchaceae
Source: the annotation of a GenBank genome assembly
UUUCCAUAUCCCUAUCCCUAUUUUUUCCCCCAAAAACUUCCCCAUAAAUCCACUAAAUCAUUAACGGCCCUUCCUUUCAAAAUACCGUUGCUCCCCAAUUUGGUAAACUCAGACACAAAGCUUAAUUGCCGCCAAAGAUGGAGUUACAAGGGCACAGAGGUUCCAAUAAUCCCAAAGCGAUUCUUUCUUCUCUACUGAACAAGAGAGAAAAACUUCAAUACGAGCUCAAAAGUGUCGAGAAGCAGGGCUUUGAUGGAUUUGUUUCUUCUUCAAAAAACACAGCUAACAUAAAGAGGUCGAAAAGGUUUCAGCUUGAAGAUAGAGUGUUCUCAUUGUCCUCGGCCACCUCACCAGCGGCAGAGGAGCUAAGAGUUGGCAAAGAAGAUGGAAAGGCAGACAUGACUCAAGUUAGGCCGAAGGGCGGAGGCUUGGCAAAUGUGGCACAGGGAAAGCAGAAGAAAGGAAGAACGGGGCAAAGGGAAGUGAAAAAAAUCAGGUUCACAAGCAACUUAGAUCGCGAGGAUGAAGAUGACCCCGAUUUGAGGUAGUUCAUUUGCUUGAUAUUCUUUCCAAAAGCUAGUUUGCUCAGUAGUUAUUUUGGUAAAAAUAUUUUAUUAAUUUGAACUGGUGAUGUCGUUCUUAGCAAAAAUGUGUUGUGCUUUAGCUAGUGCUUUUUAGGAUUAUUUUUUUAUAAUGUAGUUGAGUUAUGGCUGCACAAUAAUGGUAGGCGUGAGAUUGGUUGUUGAAGUGUUGUUGUCUUUGGUUCCUCAAAUUUACCUUCCUUUAGCUCUCUAGAGAGUUUAAGAUUUAGAUCGUUCUCUUCCAUUUCUGGAAUUAGAAAGUAACAAAAACUGAAGACAGG